AUGGAGAUUUCCAUAUUUUCAUUUGAGGAAAAAACACUAGCUUUAUUGCUCUCAAAACAUUCCCUCUCUUUGCUUCUUUUAUUCCUCAUUUUCACACUGUUUAUGUUCAAAUGGCUAAUCAAUCACUCUUCAAACAACCUCCUACCUUCUCCACCAAAACUUCCCAUAAUUGGAAACCUUCAUCAAAUCGGUUCCAUUCCUCAACGCUCUCUCAAAUCAUUAGCUGAAAAAUUUGGUCCCUUAAUGCUUCUUCAUUUUGGCAACAAACGUGUGCUCGUUGUCUCCUCGGCUAAUGCGGCUGAAUAUAUCCUUAGAACACAUGACAUAACUUUCGCUAAUAGGCCGAAAACAAUCUUUGCAAGAAGACUUUUAUACGAUUGCAGGGACAUUACAUUUGCUCCCUAUGGUGACUACUGGAGACAGAUAAGAAGCAUUUGUGUACUACAACUUCUUAGUCACAAGAGGAUUCAAUCAUUCAGAAGUGUACGCGAAGAAGAGGUCGGGUUAAUGGUGGAAAAAAUAAGAGAAUCUUGUGUGUCUGGCUCGCCAAUUCGUAUUAGUGACAUAUUGGGAACACUUGCCAAUAAUAUAAUUUCAAGGGUAGCGGUAGGGAAAAGAUACUCUGGAGAAAAAGUCGGGAGUAAGUUUAAGGAUUUAUUUGAGGAGUAUUGUUCGCUAUUGGGAGCAUUUAAUGUUGGUGAUUAUAUUCCAUGGCUUGGAUGGAUUAAUCACAUCAAUGGAAUGGAAUCAAGAGUGAAAAGGGUUGCCAGAGAACUCGACGAAUAUUUGGAAAAUAUUGUUGAAGAAGGAAUCAAGAGGCAAGAAAUUAGCAAAACAGAAAAUAAGGAUGGAAAAGAAGGGAACAAAGGGCAGCAGACUUUCAUCGAUGUAUUGCUUGAACUCAAGCAGCAGGAGGAUUCCGCAGGACAUGGGCUGGAUCGAGAUUCGAUUAAAGCUAUCAUUUUGUUGAUACCGUUUGGUUCUGGAAGGAGAAGUUGCCCUGGUUCUGGAUUUGGCUUGUUAAAUAUUGAACUCGCGCUUGCGAAUUUGAUGCUUAAAUUCAACUUUGUAUUAGCUGGUGGAAUGAAACCAGAGGAAUUGGACAUGAUCGAAUCUCCUAGUAUUGUAACUCCAAGGAAAACACCUCUGGUUCUUGUUGCAAGUCUAGCUAAUUAGAGGUGUUUCCAUUAUUUGUUCUUAUUUCAAAAUGCUACAAUGGUUAAGAUAUAUUGUAAGUCUUUUGCUACAAAAACCGAUCUAUCCUAUGUUUUGAGCAUAAAUGCUACAAUGCUAAAUGGCUUUCGAAUCACUGAAACAAUCGAAAUAACUUUUUUCUAGUCAAAUUUUGUCUAUCCAAAUUGAUGAAGAAAGCAUGAGAGUUCCAAGAUAGCAAAC
Molecule: messenger RNA, 1395 nt
Organism: Oldenlandia corymbosa var. corymbosa
Lineage: Eukaryota; Viridiplantae; Streptophyta; Magnoliopsida; Gentianales; Rubiaceae
Source: the annotation of a GenBank genome assembly